This is a messenger RNA of Sclerotinia sclerotiorum 1980 UF-70, 192 nucleotides long. RefSeq lists its product with no specific name. The record is from RefSeq and is a predicted model, not a curated record. The transcript has 2 exons. The coding region runs from base 1 to 192 and encodes 63 amino acids. Lineage: Eukaryota; Fungi; Ascomycota; Leotiomycetes; Helotiales; Sclerotiniaceae.
AUGUCGCCCUGGUCUGACAACGCUAUACCUCGUCUGUCCACAUUGCAACCUGGCAGGUUGGCCACCCAAGUCUUCGAAUUAUCAUCUUCCUGUGCACAGAUGACAGGGCUGGAUAUGUCGACAAUUCGGCGUCCACCACCGUAUAUUCAAUCCAAACGCGCUCUAUACAACUUGACAUAUGCGCAGACCUGA